UGUGCUGUGACGCACUUCCUGUUAAAGAGAGACAGCAUGGCUUCUGGCACAGAGAUUGUUGCUCCGAGCUGUGAAGAGGAGAGCACAGAGACUCCAUCAGGACAGAAGAGAGAGGAGAGACUGAGAAAGUUCAGAGAACUUCAUUUCAAAAGGAAUGAGGCUCGUAAGCUGAAUCAUCAGGAGGUGGUGGAAGAAGACAAGAGACUGAAGUUGCCAUCUAACUGGGAGGCCAAGAAAGCUCGUCUGGAGUAUGAGCUCAUGGUGGACCAGAGGAAGAAGGAAUGUGCAGAGCGCGGGGAGGACUAUGCCCGUGUGAAGCUCCUGGAUGUCAGCGCUGAAGAUGCAGAGAGAUGGGAGAGGAAGAAAAAGAAAAAAAACCCUGAUCCAGGAUUCUCCGGGUACGCUGAGGCCCAGUUGAGACAGUACCAGAGACUGACAAGGCAGAUCAAGCCUGAUAUGGAAAACUACGAGAGACAGAGAGAGGAGUGUGGUGAAGAUUUCCACCCCACCUCCAACAGUCUGAUUCACGGGACUCACGUCCCCUCUAAAGAGAGCAUCAACCGAAUGGUGGAGGACGUGGAGAAACAGAUUGAAAAGCGUUCCAAAUACAGCCGCCGCAGGGCCUACAACGAUGACGCAGACAUCGAUUAUAUUAACGAGAGGAACGCCAAGUUCAACAAGAAGGCUGAACGUUUCUAUGGCAAAUACACAGCCGAGAUCAAACAGAACCUGGAGAGAGGAACAGCCGUGUAACCAUGGAGACUAUAAAUGGCACCUCUCCAUCUGCCAAGCAACCAUACAGACGUCAUUCGCUAAUAUUUAACCCUCAUGUGAAGUCAUUAACUCUCUUCUGAGGAUGUUUUAUUCUUCUACGGUGGUCUUGUAAAUUAAUAUUUGUUUGUUUGUUUUUUCUUUUUUAUCCUACUUUGAUUUUGGCAAAAUGGUUUUACCUGCAGUGAUAGAGUGGGGGUCUACCUGUCAGUGUUUUUGCUUUGGUGUGUGUAAAUUAAAUCUGUUUCCACAACAGUGGACGUUUAUUUGAAUAAAGACAUUUAACUAUGAUAUGCAGUUUAUGAAUUAAUGGUGUUGACGUCAUGUAACAUUAUUGAGUUAUAACAUGGACAUUUUUAAUUCUUAAUUGUGAUUGGUUGUCAGAUGUUCCAAGGCGUUAAUUGUCUUUAUUACCCCGCUUUCUGGACUACUUGAUUUUAACCAAACGCGGCAUUCAGCUAUUUUCGAUUCAUUGUCUCUGUACCAUAAAAUACCGUCCAGUUGAUUAUUCUAGUUUUAUACAUAAUAAACGUAUAUUAUGAAUAAAACAAU
This is a messenger RNA of Xyrauchen texanus (razorback sucker), 1323 nucleotides long. It is a transcript of the gene syf2, whose product is annotated as SYF2 pre-mRNA-splicing factor. NCBI's taxonomy places the organism in Eukaryota, Metazoa, Chordata, Actinopteri, Cypriniformes, Catostomidae. The record is from RefSeq and is a predicted model, not a curated record. The transcript is spliced from 7 exons. Gene Ontology annotation, cellular component: catalytic step 2 spliceosome; post-mRNA release spliceosomal complex; Prp19 complex. Bases 37 to 753 code for a protein of 238 amino acids.